Lethenteron reissneri (Far Eastern brook lamprey) is the source of this 1551-nucleotide messenger RNA. RefSeq names its product homeobox protein Hox-A1-like. NCBI's taxonomy places the organism in Eukaryota, Metazoa, Chordata, Hyperoartia, Petromyzontiformes, Petromyzontidae. Gene Ontology annotation, molecular function: DNA-binding transcription factor activity, RNA polymerase II-specific; RNA polymerase II cis-regulatory region sequence-specific DNA binding. Gene Ontology annotation, cellular component: nucleus. Gene Ontology annotation, biological process: regulation of transcription by RNA polymerase II. The record is from RefSeq and is a predicted model, not a curated record.
AUGGAUAAUGCGACCAUGAGCUCCUUCUUGGAGUACUACAGCGGUGGUGGUGGUGGUGGUGGCGGUGGUUGUGGUGGUGGUAUCAGCAGUGAGUCCACGGCCUUCGCGUCGACCCAUUACGACCCAGACGUGGCGUGCGCUCUGAGCGCGAACGACGGCACGAAUCGAUUCUUCAUUGGCAUCAACCACCACCACAACCACCACCAGCACCACCAGCAGCAACACAACCACCACCACAGCGACAACAACAACCACCACCACCACUACCACCAACAGCAUCAACAACAACAGACCCACAACCGCUACACGACCACCCCUCCUCCUCUUCCUCCGUUCCACGCUGUGUGCCAGUCUGGAUAUCUGACACCACCACCGCCACCACCACCACCACCGCCGCCACCACCACUCGCUUACGGUGGUGGCGUCGGCGUUGUUGCCGGCGGCCCCGUUGGCUGCGGCCACUACCUCGACGCAGAGUUGACGUCCACCUCGACCACGAUGGAGUCCACCUCGGCGGACCGACGCGUCUCCCGUGGCCCCUUCUCCGUCCUCGAUCCGCGCGCGAUCCGAGACUCUCCCACGGUGCCGGGCGCGGUGUUCGCCACGGGCGCGACUCGCUACGGCCUCUGUUGCCUGCGAUUGUCGCCGCCGCCGCCGCCGCUGUCGCUAGCGACUUUUGACUUCCAGUCGACGAACUUGGAGCCGCAGGCGACUUCGUCAGAGUCGUCGUCAGAGUCGUCUUCGUUGUCUUCGGAGUGUUCGUUGUCUUCGGAGUCGUCGUUGUUGGAGUCAUCGUGCUCGCCGAUUUUCCUCCAGACGCACACCUUCGACUGGAUGAGGGUCAGGCGCAAUCCGCCCAAAGCUGCGGCUAACCCCAUCGGCUGCGGCGGGGUCAACCGCAUUGGCGACGGCGGCGUUGUUGUUGUUGGUGGUGGUGGAAUUGGUGGUGGCGUUGGUGGUGGCGUUGGUGGUGGCGUCGGUGGUGGUGGUGGCGUGGGCCCUUCCCUGCCCCUCGUGGCCGGCGUGCCUCUGCUGGGCGCCGCCCCGCGCACCAACUUCAGCACGCGGCAGCUCACCGAGCUGGAGAAGGAGUUCCACUUCAGCCGCUACUUGACGCGUGCGCGACGCGUCGAGGUGGCCGCCGCGUUGCAGCUGCACGAGGCGCAGGUCAAGAUCUGGUUCCAGAACCGGCGGAUGAAGCAGAAGAAACGCGACAAAGAGGUGGCGGCGGUGGCGGUGGCUUCGGUGGCUUCGGUGGCGACAACUGACGACCGCGAAAUCUCGUCGCCGGGACGAGUCAGCGGAGCCGGCGAGGCUGCGGUGUCACCUCCUGUUACGCAGCAGCAGCAGCAGCUGCAGCAGCAGGAGCAGCAGCAGGAGCAGCAGCAGGAGCAGCAGCAGCAGCCAGAGUCGAGACUCCAGUUGGAGACAAGCGGCGGCGGUGAUGAAAGUUGGGAGAUGAAUUCGGAGAAUUCGCCGGCUGUGUCUUCUCCGCGCUCGAUGGCCCCUUCUCCUCCUGAUGCCGCUCCGCAGUUCUCACCCAGAGCGUGA